Molecule: messenger RNA, 1827 nt
Organism: Bursaphelenchus okinawaensis
Lineage: Eukaryota; Metazoa; Nematoda; Chromadorea; Rhabditida; Aphelenchoididae
Source: the annotation of a GenBank genome assembly
AUGGCCCGUCGCCUAAACGUCACAAUAACACCAGUACUAGACAGCACAUCGCCAGGAGACGUAGACUAUGGUAAUAUUGUGAAUGGGACACCAACUGGAAUUCUACAGUAUGUUUACAAUGAUACUGUAGACACAAUAGCCAUGACAUACGGCAACGAUGGUCAUUUGGAUUCUCAUUUUACACUGACUACUUCCAUGUUCUAUGUAAGACAAGAUUAACAUGCCUUUAAAAAGACAUUAAAGUCAAAAUAAGUACUAACGACCUUCAAAAUAAAAGAUAACUUUCAGACUAUGGCAAGAAUACUAGCCAUUCGACCAGCUGAUCACUUUGAAAAUUACUUUUCCUUUUUCGGAUCAUACCAAACAAACGCAUGGAUGGGGAUAUUAACCUCACUACUUGUACAAUGUCUAUUUGGUAUUAUAGUGCAUGGAGUUGAACAUAAGUUACAUCAGGUAGAGUAUUAAGACGCUUAAACACUAACAAACCUAGAAAAAGCUGAGUUUGUACUAGCCUUAACACUGAUACACACAAACUAAAUAAACAAAAAAGAUUUCAGAAAAGCGACACAAACUGGAUGGAUGUGGCAUGGAGAAUGUUGAGACUUCAGCUACUACAGCCUCAAACAUGUGAAUCUGGCUUAAUAGCAGGUAAAAUAGGUUAUCAAGUCCAUGAAAACAUAAAAAUGUACCUAGACUAUCUACACAAUAUUUAACACAUUUGUACUAGUAUCUAUACUAUAGGCAUACUAAUAACUAUGCCAUCAACAUAAUAUCUACAUCAUUAUCAUUUCAGGGAAGCUAUCAAUAAUAAUAUUCUCACUAGCCCAAUGCGCGGUUAUUAUGGGUAUCAUGAGUUCCUACCUGUUCUCCAACUUGAUUAAACCUCCAAAUCCAAUAGCCUUUUGCAAUAUUCAAGAAAUGGUCGUUGGUGUGAUGAAGAACGAUGUUCACAUCGUGGAAAUAUCAGACUUUCGAGUGAAGAACGCGUUGAUCCAAGCUGGGGCAUUAGAAGGUAUUGACAUGGAAGAAGUGUUCAAAUACAAUCCAAUUAGGAUAGCUAGUAACAUAAGUGACGCUCUAGAGAAGCUUCAUGAAAAAGGGAGUGUUAUGGUACGAUAUGUAAGGAUUUACUACAAUAUACGUCAAUAUUAUCCAUAACCAGGGACGUCGCUACGGAUUUUCUCUGGGGGAGGGGGGAGGUCGAAAAAAAAAUCCCUGUGGACCGAUUUUUCAAAAUUUUUUUUUCGUUUUUUCGCGUACAGGUCUAUUUUUUUCGGAUCGGCUCUGGGGGAGGGGGGUACCCCCCCCUCCCCCCAAACGACGUCCCUGUCCAUAACGUCAAUAAAAACAUUUAAAAAAUAGGUAAAACUUAAGCUAACAGCUGUUUAAACAAAACUCAUAGCCAUACUUACAUUCAAAAGCCAUGACACCUUUCCAGGACGACGAUGAGUUCCUCUAUCGUGCCAUCAGACACUGUGAUGUUGUUAUGAACGACGAUGCCAUUCAACCAGGUUACAGUUCCUUCGUAUUUCGCAAAAACCAUCCUUUACUGCCACAAGUUAAUCGUAUUUUGUCAGAGGAGAAACUGGAAAUUAGACGUAUUUGGGUGAAGUACAUGGUCAGAUACAAAGAACGGCUUAAUUGUGAAACCGAACCACCUCAAAGCACAGGUAUAAUAUUAUAUUAUAUAUCGCAGUUUUAUUAUAAAAAUUUGAUUUCUUUUAAAUUAUUUCUAACCCAUCGUUCAAAAAUAUUGUUUUUUAUUUAGGUAACAUUUUUCAGGAUCUUCUGCCUAUUUUGGACUUACGUUUGUUACCUUUUGCUUGA